Carassius auratus (goldfish) is the source of this 1689-nucleotide messenger RNA. RefSeq names its product TAF6-like RNA polymerase II p300/CBP-associated factor-associated factor 65 kDa subunit 6L. The record is from RefSeq and is a predicted model, not a curated record. The transcript has 6 exons. Lineage: Eukaryota; Metazoa; Chordata; Actinopteri; Cypriniformes; Cyprinidae. Gene Ontology annotation, biological process: transcription initiation at RNA polymerase II promoter; RNA polymerase II preinitiation complex assembly. Gene Ontology annotation, molecular function: RNA polymerase II general transcription initiation factor activity; transcription coactivator activity. Gene Ontology annotation, cellular component: SLIK (SAGA-like) complex; SAGA complex; transcription factor TFIID complex. The coding region runs from base 1 to 810 and encodes 269 amino acids.
AUGAGUGGGGUGAAGUCAGUCAGUCAUGAUCUGGACCAGUUAAACAGACUCCUACACAUGGUACCGCUGGACCCUGAGAGACUAUGCAGCCCUUCUGCUCAGCCACAUCUUCUGAAGGUUCUUUCAGAUCCGGUUAGACCUCUCUGUUCCCACUAUGGAGCUGUAGUGGAUCUGCAUGCUCUCAGCUGGAAGGCUGUUGAACGUGUGCUGUAUCCUCACCUCCCUGCGUAUUGGGCGAAUCUACAAGCUGUGCUAAGUGAUUACUCCGUGUCCAACGCUCAGGUGAAAGCAGACGGCCACAAAGUCUAUGGAACCAUUCUGGUGGCGGUAGAGCGUUUGCUGAAGAUGAAGGCACUCAGUCUGACCUCGGCAGCAGGAGGCGGCGGUGCUGGUCUACCAGACACUGCCACAGGGGCUGGCAACUUCAGAGAAAACUCUCCUGGCCUCAGCCCACCCCCCGAACCUCUUUCCGAACCCCCUCUUGGCAUUGCAAGCCAUCUCCAAGCAGGUGGAGCUGGCUGUCCAUGGGAGGAGUGGACUACUGUAUCUCUUCCUGUCAUGUAUUGUGAACUCUACUCGUUUUUUGGAGAUAUUCUGGCUGUACGCUUCAGCACUGACCCGCCACUCGGUAGUGCCCCAUCUUCAUGUUCCUGCCAGACAUUAGAGGGCAGGAAAGAGCCAGUUAGUGGUGCCCCCAAUCUUGAGAAUACACAAAAAAUGCCCCAGCUAACUGCCAGUAUGAAUAUUAGCCCAAGACAAGAUGGAAGCCCUCGUAUGGAAGCACAACCACCAAGUCUGGUUGUUACCUAAUUUUUAUGUUUACCUAGAAUUUUCUCCAUGGGGGAAUUGAAUGUUAUGGAAACCAUUUUGUUUCAAAUCAAAGUUUGCAAUAUUGUGAUUCACCUGGUUGGUUUGGUUCUUGACUUCAGCGAAAAUGUCCAGGUCUUGUCAUUAAAAACUCACCGAAAUAUUUAGCGAAAGAGCAAAUGGUCUUUAGAUGUUGAUUAAACAUUUUGUUUUAGUGUGGAGUGCAUUUCUCACUGGUGGUCUCCUUUUUGUCCCGUGUCUGCAGAUCUCUUCCCGCUCUUCAUCUUCAUUCUCACGUUCCAGGUCAUCUUCGUCACGUCCUGGACGUUCCACCAGCCAAUCCCAAGACAUUUUCCCUAAAGCCCGCUACACGCUGCCUCAGGCUGGACCUCCUGCUUUCUCUUUCAUCAUCGGCGGGCGACAGAUAGGUAGAAGGCACUUCCAGACGAGCUUUACUCCAACUCCAGCCCUUACUACCCUCCCUCCUCGUGCUUACACCCACAAGCUGCCGGUCAUAGGGAGAGUCCGCAAACCUGUGCGCCGCUGGACGUGUUCCCAUUACUCUCUUCACCUGCCUCUUUAAAAUACUUGAAUGAUGUACGUGACAUUUAGAGACACGUGACCACAGUGACAUCUCAUCAAAUGGCUGCAUCUUAGUUAUUACAGAUGAACAGAUCUAUAUGCUCUAUGCAAACAAGGCAAGUAUUAUUGUGAGAAAAUAAUUGUGAAUGAACGCCUGAGAUUUUUAUGCUAUAGCUCUGCUGCUUCUGAUCAGUAGCAUUAACUUUAAGUUCUUAUAUAGUUAUUUCUAAAGUUUAUAUUUACUGUACUUGCAGCAGGAUAAAGCUGAACAGAUGCUGUUAUACAAUUGCCUUGUUUAUU